AUGGCUACCGGAUUCAAGUUGCAGGAUGCAUUGCUCUUGAGUGAGUGCAUAUCGUCAGCCGCUACUGCUAGAAGCCAUGCUGAACAAGUGAUGCAAGAUGCGGCACAAAGGUUGCGAGGAAAUAUUUUGUUUGAAGAACCAGACAAUAUCAAGAAUGGUGAUGGUGAGACAGACAUUGCCCAUGUUGCUGUAACUGUUGAUGUGGACACUGGGGAAAUACAAGAUUAUGAAGUGAAGUCUCUUUUCUGUCAUGAGUGCAAGGCACAUAGCGCAGAGGAUAAGGAAAUAAGGAAGGAGGAGUGUGUGGGACAUGUGCAGAAGAGACUAGGAACAGCAUUGAGGAAGUACAAGAAUGAUCACAAAGGAAAGAAAUUAUCAGAUGGCAAGAGUGUUGGAGGAAAGGGACGGCUAACAGACAAGACAAUUGACAAGAUGCAAAAUUAUUACGGGAAAGCUAUUAGGGAGAACAAAGGUAAUUUACAAGAAAUGAAGAGGAGCAUAAAGGCGAUUCAACACCAUAUCAUUAGGGAUGACUCCAAACCCCUACAAGAGCAACAUCAUUACUGUCCAAGAUCUCGUGAUACAUGGUGUAAAUACUGGAAAGACAUAAAUGAGGGAACAUCUACGUAUAGUGAGGAUAAUCGGCUACCUCCAGUUUUUAUGGAAGAGUUGGAGCCCACCUUUACAAGAUUAUCCAACUAUGAUCUCUUGCUUAGAUGUUUGAAGGGCAUGACUCAAAAUCAAAAUGAAUCUGCCAAUGGAAUGCUAUGGUCAAAAUGUCCAAAAACCAAGUUUUGUGGGGCACGGCGAGUUCGUAUUGCUGCUUGUGAAACAGUGGCAGUUUUCAACACUGGUGCUGCUAGCAAGGCAAUGUUUAUGGUUUUAUGUGGAGUUACUCCUGGAGAGAAUUCAAUCAGAGCUCUUAGACUUCAGGACAGAGUUCGAUUUCAAACAGCUGCGAAGAAGGUCGCAGAGAAAUACAAGAACCAGAGAAGGAAACUUUGUGCUAUGCAGAAAUCCAAGGGUGAUAAGGAGUCAUACCAACCAGGAGGCUUCAGUUUGAGCUCCCAGCCUGACCUUCAAGAGAAGAAAAAGAAAAGGAAGAGGACUGUCAAGGACAAGGAUGGGUCUAGCAUGGAAAUUGCUGUGCCAACAACAGAUGUCGCUAGUAAGGACUUGAAUCACUUGAUGCUACUGACUGUUGUUGGUAUGUACACAUAUAUAUAA
This is a messenger RNA of Dendronephthya gigantea, 1227 nucleotides long. RefSeq lists its product as uncharacterized. The record is from RefSeq and is a predicted model, not a curated record. The coding region runs from base 1 to 1227 and encodes 408 amino acids. The transcript is spliced from 4 exons. NCBI's taxonomy places the organism in Eukaryota, Metazoa, Cnidaria, Anthozoa, Malacalcyonacea, Nephtheidae.